AUGAGUAGGUUGAGAAAUAUUGACUUUUCCGUCGAAUGCAUUGGAAAUCUUCUGUGUAAGAUUGAAUCCGCGUCCAUAUCCAAUCCCUCUAUUAUUAUUUCCGCCUUUGCUAAGCCAAGUUUGCUUGAAAUUAUUUCGGAAACAUUGGCAUCAGAUGUCACUAUCAAUAAAUAUUUGUUCAAUUUUGUCACCGAACUUAUAAGAGCGUGUUCUGGUAGCAAAUCGAAGCCAUCUGAUUUGGUUACGCUUCUCAAGUCUGUUAAAACCUUUAUUCCUGUUUGUAAUAACGAACCUCAACCACUUUUGAAGGCUAUCGAUUGUUUACUGGAAUCUGCUUGUCAUAGUGGUCCAGAGGUUUUCAAGGAGUUGUCGGAAGAAUUCCCAGCCAUUGUGUUGUUUGCCAUGAGAAGCUUCAAGCCUGAAAUGGAUUUUGCUAUUAACAUUUUGCGAUACUGUACCAAGAAUUGUCCCAAGGUUUUUAUAUUCGACUCCGUUUUUGACACUUACAUUCGAUUCAUGAUUGAAAAUUUGACUAUCUCUACUGCUGUGACUAGGGAUGAUGGCAAAAACCUGACGAAAAUGUUCUCUCUCUACUCGGAUUUGAUUAAACGAUUACAGUCCGAUGAAAGCGUUUCUGAUUUAAUGACUCCAGAGAAAUACUUAAGUCUCUUCGAUCCUCUUCGCGUUCUGCCUAUCAAUGAAACUCAUUCCGUACGUCGUCUGUAUACAUGGUGGACAUUCCUGUGCUUCCUUCCUGCGAACAUUCUCUUUAGUGGUUCUAACAAAUAUAUGACACCGUUCCUGGCAAAUCUAAUUGGUCGCUACAUGAGCGCGAACGAAUGUCUUGGGAAUCGCGCUACUACCAAGUAUAUACUCAGUUCUGCAUCUGUCUACAAUAAUUCUUCUGCGGCACAAAAUCUAGCAGCCCACGUUUUCUCUUGCUUUUUCGACUACCCACAGUUAUGCCCUUUAUCGGAAUUCGAAGGAGAGCCAUUGCCUAAGUUAACUCUCUCAACAGAGUUCUUGGCUGAAAAGGGCUAUACCCUAUUGGUAGCCUUGUUGCACUAUUUGCGAUAUCUCUGUGGUGUUGGCAACUUGGUAGGCGAUCAGACACCCAGUGCAAUUUGGUCCAAGUGUCUUCAUCACAUUAAAAGCGCCUCCACCAAGUCCAAUAACAGCGUGAUAAUGGAGGAGUUUCUAUCGCAGUGUGUUGUUAAACUAUCGAUUAAACUCCUCUCGCCUCACAGCCUGCACAUUAGAAGUCCCAAUAAUGUAAUUAAAAUUCCUUCGAAUGAUAUCUCCUCUAACCCCAAACCAAGUGAUUGCAUGGCAAUAUUUAAUGUCGUCUACGACAUAGUGACUAAUGAAUGCAUGUCUGAAGAUUUGAAGUCGCCACUUUUCUCCAGUCUGUGCCAUGCAGCUCUUGAGCUCAUUUCGACUUACUCUAUGCAACGCAACUCCUCCGACCCUAUUGAUGAAUCAAUACAAGACACCAUCAAUGGUCUCGGGGAAGCGGUGAUUGAUUUAUUCAACAAGGACAGUCGGUUGUCAUCUGCCAGAGGCGAUGGAAUAGAUCGCGUAGCCCUUCUUCGUAGCUAUAUCAGUGCUCUGUGUUCAGACUGCGUCGCCUUUGUCAGCCAAUUGCCCAAAGAUUUGAAGGACUUUUCUCUCCCUCGUCCCAGAAUAGCGGUUCAUACGACCAUGGUAAAUGAAGUGGGCUUAUCUGUCUGGUCGGUAAUGGUGGAUUGCUUCAUCAAACUUGUUUUUCAACAUGAAAAACUAACCGAUAGCUCUCCAACUGAUCCAAACGAAGGUCCAAACUUAACCACCCUCCUCUCCUUCCUACUAGCUCCCAUCUUUCUAGCUGGAAACACGAAAAAAUCCCCAUCGCCAAGCGUAGAGUGCCAGGCGCUGAGAAGGAUGUUUAAUCUCUUUCGAGCAUUUCGUCAAGAAGCUACCUCUCUUACCGGCCUCUCUGUCAAUUCGACCAUCAAUAGGCUGAGUUUAAUCAUCCUCGCUCUCAUGCAAUCUCUAGGCAAUGAGGAGGAGGUGAAGCAGACACUGAAUCUUCGUAUUAUUGCCAACUUUCUCGUCUUUAUGGCUGAAUCGGCAGAUAUUUCCGAGGAUAUUAUCCAUGACGAGUCAACCGUGACUCCCUCCCAAUGGAAGCUUGAAAAGGGGCGGCUACUAGACUACAUGCUAGGACCCGUAGAAGCCAUAUCAUACUGUCUUACCUUCAUGCCUCUGGAACAUAAUGAGGUGUCCAUUUCAAACUCAGUUGUGUCAUUUUCCUCCCAAGAACAGGAGGUUCGAUCUCGGUCACCCCUUACCAUGCAUACCGCCCUAAGUCAUUCUCUUUCACCGUCCAGCGUCUUUGAAAAGGUUUUUAUCGAAUUCAAUCAAAUUCAUCAACAGUCACCAAAAUCUCCCCAGUCGGUCACUCGCAAUCUCCUGCUUGCUCUAUGGCUAAUUUUAAGGAGGAAUAAAUCUGCAAAGGAGAAUAUUUUUAUUCUCAUUGGUCGAUGUUCUUCUAGCCUCCUUGGCCUAUCGAAACGCCUAGAGUUGAUUAGACCAACAGCCAACACUAUUGAUGAACCUCUUGCUAUGAUUGUCUCGGCAUAUGAAGCAUUUGUGACGGCUAUAUGCAAUUGGAUAUUGAAGAAUCAUAACAAGCCCUGCGUAGCGGAUGUGACGCAAACGCUGAAGACGCUUGAACUGGAUCCCCUAGUUCUACCUCAGGCGAGUGCCGAGCAUCUCCUGGUCUUCUUUGAGGCUGCUGUGCUUUUAGCUUCCUGUCAAAUUUCAAGGGUGAUUUAUAGACUUGGAAUGACUUUGAAAAGGGCCAUCAUGACGUCUGUGGCAUUUCUUCAAGACGAGUCAGCUGAUUGCACGGUAGAUGUCUCUCGACAACAUAAAGUGUUUAUCUACUGUUUGGCGACCAUAUGGGAUACCCUGGUGACUUCUCUGGACUCCAAGGAUACCGAAAUUCGAAAUCGAAUCAUCGAUGUUACCAUUAAGUUUUCCGCCUGCCUCGCCUCACGUUCAGCGCCUCAAAUUUCCCUCCAUAGUCGCUCGAAUUUCCCCUCCUGGAUUCCUUGUGAAAAAUUGAUUACUCGGGUAGAGCAGGUUCCAAGUCGCAGAAGUGACAACCUGGAGAACUUACUUCCUCUGGAAGCUGAUAGAAUCACACAUCCGUGUUUGAUUAAUUUUGAUGAUAUUUCCGAGACCAAUCAGGUAUUUGCGGGUCCCUCCCUGAAAUAUGGCUUGCCAAUAAGCACUCGUAGGUCCUCCCUUCCCUCUAAGAAACUCCCUAAAUCUUACCGUAGACGUCUUUCUCUCACUGAUUCGAGCUUACAAGAUCAGAGCCGUGUUGUCCCAUUUGGAUCGAGAUUUGUUUAUUCACCUUCUGCAAGUCCUGAAACUCCAAGCUCACCCAUAGCUAGGACACCUCCUGGGAACGUGAAAUCCCCAUCUCGGUUGGACCAAAAUUUGGGUGCAACGAAUAUUUUGCCAUCAUCCCCUGUUGCUGCUGCUGGCACAACUAGAAAAGUCAUCGAAACCACACCAGUUCGUGGCAGAAAACGGAAGGCCACUGUGGAUGGACCGUCAACUAAUAUGAUUGAUUUUGAGGAUUCUAGUGAUUUCGUGUUUAUACCUCCAAAGGCUACGCCUGGUGCUAAGCGAAUGCGCCUUACGGAGCAUCAGAAGGAACGAAUGCGAGAACAAAGACAAGCCUACAUUCCUCCAAUGUUCAAUAGUCUUGACCGUGAUAGCAACGAUGCUAUAUGGGCUCUCUAUCCCUCCGACAGUCAGUCUUCAAUGGACUCCAACUCUCGUCCCCCGUUCGAUAGUACUGCCCCUACUUUGGCGCAGUCCCAACCACAAACCCCAACUCAAUCAAAAGCGAGCACUUCUAACAUCAGUGGGCAGCAAAACGAGUCUCGAUCAAAAACCCCCAAUUCCACACUUCCAGAUGCAACUAAUGAAGAAGCCAAUUCCGGAUUUGAAGAAGAAACGCCCGUUAGUUCAACCUUGGCUCAAACCAAUAAGACGCCGACCAGAAAGAGGGUUAUAAUACAAUCCAAGCUGUUGCCUGACAGUGAUAUCACCAACCCAAAUUCUAUUAAGAAAGUUCGACUACUGGAUAUGCCUGCCUCGCCAAGCCCUGCAAGUCCCAUGCUAACGGCUUCUCCCAUGAUGUCACCUCAACUACCGCUACUUAGAAGCCCAGGAUUACGCAACUCUAGAACUCUGAAGAUUCUGGAAAACAGUCGGGCGGAAAUAGAGAGGAAACAAAAGCUAAGGAUGGCCCAACUCGCUUCAAUGAAUGACGAAAAGCCUCAACCUACUGCCACUCCGCCUCCACUGUCUGCUAUCGGAUCUUUUGUCUCUCCUCCACGAUCUGGCAUUUUGCGGGAAUCCGUGUCUAAUCAGGUGAAGCAUGUAUCAUUUGCUGAUCAAGCCACUGUCAUUGUGAUUGACGAUUCGCCUCCCGAAUCACCAAUCAAUGAGGAAUUGCUGCGUACUCCAACUAAAUCGGCGUUGCCAGCAUCAUCAUCAACCAACCAACCAACUCUAAGCAAUACAGCCCCAUUGAAAGUGGAGACUGGUGUUUUGGACAACUCGGAAUACCCGAGAGUACUCCUCUCGCCUCUCACUCAAAUACAGGGUGAACCUGAAGAACAUUCCCCAUCUACCUCCCUUCCAUCAAUUUCGUCUAAAUCUGUCCCCGCAAGUCGAAGGCGUAAAUCGGAUUCUCCAAGGCGUCUGAUUUCCAGACCUAACACUCGACAACAAGGUUCAGCAUUCUUGAGGAAUAUGUCAGCCUCCCGUAAGAGAUUUUCCGCCUUCCAAGAGUCCAGAUCGAUGCCAGCAUCAUCCACCAAAAAAGCAUCAUCUGUUGCUUUGACUAGUGCCACCUGUCCUCCUCCAAGUUUUUCUGCUCCUUCUUCAUCCAAACCAUCAGUCGACAUUGAGGUGGUUGAAGGGACUCAACUGUCUCCCCCACCACAAGGGAUGGCGGCGACGAUAACGAAUACCGACGAAAAUCAGAAUUCGAAUUUAGUGGAAGUGAUCGAAGAGACACAAGAUAUUCCCGAAGAUGCUAUUGAGGUUCCAAGUAGUGUUGAAUGUACAGAGAAUGGUGAUCUCGCUAUUCCCGGUGUCAUAGCAGAUACUCCGAUUGAGGAGAGAGAGCCAGAAGCGGCUUCUACUACGGUCUCUGAUCAACCUAGACCAAUGGAUGCCAGUGAAGUAGUAGCAGGCCUUAACGGAGAAGCGAACUCGUUAGUACUUCGGGACUCGUCGGGUGCAUCUCCAAAGAGUUUGGAUGAAUUAGGUGAAGGAGUUCAUUUGGAACGCAUUAAACAGGCGCUUAGAAUCGUGAAAGAGGAGUUGCCUUCACUGACUCGUGAACAGCAAAGGAAUAUGGUUUUGGAGGUUAUUGCCCUCUUGCAUCCCUUCUGCUCAAAUUGA
Rodentolepis nana is the source of this 5475-nucleotide messenger RNA. NCBI's taxonomy places the organism in Eukaryota, Metazoa, Platyhelminthes, Cestoda, Cyclophyllidea, Hymenolepididae. The record is from the annotation of a GenBank genome assembly.